CCGGAGCCCGGAGCUCGGAGCUCCAGCAGCGGGGCCGCCCCGCGCCGCCGCCAGCGCCGCAGCGCAGGAUGUGGUGGGACGAGCGGGUGUCGGCGCGGUUCCGGAGGAACCUGCAGCCCACCCUCACCUACUGGAGCGUCUUCUUCAGCUUCGGCCUCUGCAUCGCCUUCCUGGGGCCCACGCUGCUGGACCUGCGCUGCCAGACCCAGAGCUCGCUCUCGCAGAUCACCUGGGUGUUCUUCUCGCAGCAGUUCUGCCUCCUGCUCGGCAGCUGCCUCGGAGGGGUCUUCAAGAGGACGCUGGCCCAGUCCCUGCUGGCCCUGUUUGCCUCGUCCCUGGCCAUCUCGCUGGUGUUUGCCAUCAUCCCCCUGUGCCACAACGUGGUGGUGCUGGCCGUGGUCAUGGCCGUGGCCGGGCUGGCCAUGGGCUGCAUCGACACCAUCUCCAACAUGCAGCUGGUCAAGAUCUACCAGAAGGACUCUGCCAUCUUCCUGCAGGCCCUGCACUUCUUCGUGGGUUUCGGGGCCCUGCUGAGCCCCCUGAUCGCCGACCCCUUCCUGUCGGACACCAACUGCAUCCUGGCCAACGGCACGGCCAACGCCUCCAGCAACCUGCCGCACAUCCGCAAGUCGCUGCUGCCGCACCACCCCGGCAACCUGUCCCACUACGCCCUGCCCAUGAAGGGCAUGGUGGUGACACGCGUGUCCUACGCCUUCUGGAUCAUGGCCCUCAUCAACCUGCCAGUGCCCAUCGCUGUGUUCUUCCUGCUCUACAAGGAGCGCAUGGUGCCCUGCUUCAACGGCAGCAGCCACCCGCUGCUGUCGGCUGACGAGCUGGCCCUGGAGACACGGCCUGGGGACAAGGACGAGCUCUCCACCGCUGCCCAGAGAGCCCACACAGCUGCAGCAGGUCACGAGGAUUUGUUCAGCUGCUGCCAGAGCAAGAACUUCCGAGGGGUUUCCUUCACCUACUUCGCCGUGCACAUCACCGGCGCUCUGGUUCUCUUCAUGACUGAUGGGAUCGUGGGAGAGUACUCGGGAUUCGUGUACAGCUACGCCGUGGAGGAGCCUCUGGCCGUGGUGCACAAGGUGGCCGGGUACCUGCCCAGCCUCUUCUGGGGCUUCAUCACCCUGGGCAGGCUCAUCUCCAUCCCCGUGUCCUACAGGAUGAAGCCAGCCACCAUGGUCUUCAUCAACGUGGUCGGGGUGCUCAUCACCUUCCUGCUGCUCCUGAUCUUCUCCUCCAGCGUGGUUUUCCUGUUCGUGGGCACGGCCUCGCUGGGGCUGUUCCUCAGCAGCGCCUUCCCCAGCAUGCUGGCCUACACCGAGGACAUCCUGCAGUACCAAGGCUGUGCCACCACCGUGCUGGUGACUGGAGCUGGCAUUGGAGAGAUGGUGCUGCAGCUGCUGGUGGGCUCGAUUAUCCACGAUCGGGGCAGCUACAGUUUCCUGGUCUGUGGGAUGAUCUUUGGAUGCUUGGCCUUCACCUUCUACGCCCUGCUGGUGUUUUUCCACAGGAUGUACCCCAAGCCCUGCCCAGAGCUGGACGAGGCCUCCCCGGAGAAAGCAGCAGUGCCUGAGGACACGGGGCAGUACCAGCGCUGAGGGAGGGCCCGGCCCGGCGCAAGCAAUAAACCCAGCCCCAAUUAAACAUUAAUCCCGAGGGUGAUUUCACAUUUAAUGAACUGAAUCAUGCAAGUUCUCUGCAAUCAAAAGCACAGUAGGUGGGGUAAGGCAGAAUCGAAGAAAUCAAGCCCAAAAUGUCGAGCUGAGCACGGGGGGUUGUGCCAAAAAUCCUGCCAGCCUGAUCCUGGGACUAAAAGCAGGGACAUUUGCACAGCAGUUCCUCCUGCAAAUGAAGUUUUUUGUUCUCCUGCAAAUGAAGGGUUUUUUCUCCUGCAAAUGAAGUUUUUUUUCUCCUGUAAAUCAACUUUUUUCUCCUGCAAAUCAACUUUUUUUACCUGCUCAGAACACAGGGUGAAAAGGAAAAGCUGCUCUCUGCUCCUCGUCCAAGACUGAAUCUUGAAAAGAUUUUAUUUCUGGAACCCCCUCGAAUUUGCAGCACAAUCCUGGGUUUUAUUCAUUUUUGUGAUAAAUUCUGUGUCACCUCCCUUGAUCCUCGCAAAGGGGGGAAAUCCCACAGUGGCAGAGCCCCCAGGUGCACACACAGGCAGCAGGGCCUGUCUCUAUUUGCACACUUAAUUCCUGUAUAUUCCACACUCUAAACAGUGUCUUACUCAGCAUGCUCAGGCCUCUUCAAUGAUUUUAAGUAAUCAUUUGCUUUUUUAAUUCUUUUUUGUUUUUUUUGGGAGGGGUUUCUUUGUUUUUUUUUUAAGUCAACAACGAGCUGUGCUGGUUCCUUUUGCUUUAAGUCACUCCUCGAGCUGCUCCAGCUGCAGUGUCUUAUUUUAAUAUUGGUUUAAUUUCCAACUUCCAAGCCAAGCUCCACGAGAGAAGGGAUUUCUUUAGAAUUUUUAUUUUAUUUUUUUUUUUUUUUUUUUUGGGGAGCUGGGCUCCAGCUGCUUCACCUGUGCAAUCUCCUCCUCCUCCUCCAGGUGCCUUGUGUAAGGUACUCCCACAGCCCCAGCAUGGCCUGUCCCAGCCACCAGGAAAGGACUGGAAUUUUUUGGGAAUGUCAAAACUCCUCCUGUGCCAGGGAGUGGCUGUGGCUGCAACUCCUUGCUUGAACUGCUGUAUGUGAUGUACAUAUGUACGUGUGUAUAUAAAGCAGUGUUUAAUUAAAGGUGAUUGAUUGAU
Melospiza melodia melodia is the source of this 2756-nucleotide messenger RNA. Its product is annotated as major facilitator superfamily domain-containing protein 4A-like. The record is from RefSeq and is a predicted model, not a curated record. Bases 69 to 1604 code for a protein of 511 amino acids. The transcript is spliced from 10 exons. NCBI's taxonomy places the organism in Eukaryota, Metazoa, Chordata, Aves, Passeriformes, Passerellidae.